AUGGAGAUUUUAUCUACGACCGGGUUCAUUAAAGCAAGAAUUGCGAAUAGUCAUUUAUGGCGAGCCUCCUCAAGAAACGACUCUCCUUUUGCUUGCUUAAUCAUUUUCACUUCUCCUAGUAACAUUCACGAGGCUGUGGUGGCUGAAAAAGCUCCUACAGUAUUGGGACCGUAUUCUCAGGCCAUCAAGGCCAAUAAUCUUCUAUUUGUCUCUGGUGUUCUCGGUCUUAUUCCAGAGACUGGAAAGUUCAUCUCAGACACUGUAGAAGAUCAAACCGAGCAUGUACUAAAAAAUAUUGGUGAAAUAUUGAAAGAUGGUGGUGCUGACUAUUCCUUGGUGGUUAAGAAAACAAUUAUGCUAGCUGACUUGAAAGACUUCAAAAAAGAAAUUGAGAUCUAUGCAAAAUCCUUCUUUGCAUCUUCUGAAAUACAAGUUGUAGAAGCACUGGAAGCUUGGAUAUGGUAUCUGGCUACUGUUUGA
Hibiscus syriacus is the source of this 480-nucleotide messenger RNA. Its product is annotated as reactive Intermediate Deaminase A, chloroplastic-like. Bases 1 to 480 code for a protein of 159 amino acids. The record is from RefSeq and is a predicted model, not a curated record. Gene Ontology annotation, cellular component: cytosol. Gene Ontology annotation, molecular function: deaminase activity. The transcript has 7 exons. Lineage: Eukaryota; Viridiplantae; Streptophyta; Magnoliopsida; Malvales; Malvaceae.